Molecule: messenger RNA, 1441 nt
Organism: Tupaia belangeri chinensis (Chinese tree shrew)
Lineage: Eukaryota; Metazoa; Chordata; Mammalia; Scandentia; Tupaiidae
Gene: PHYKPL
Product: 5-phosphohydroxy-L-lysine phospho-lyase
Cellular component (GO): mitochondrion
Molecular function (GO): transaminase activity; pyridoxal phosphate binding
Source: RefSeq, a predicted model, not a curated record
CUCUUCCUGCCGGCUCUUUUUCCCUGAGGACCCGGUGAAGCUGGUGCGGGGCCGAGGGCAGUACCUGUACGACGAGCAGGGCGCCGAGUACCUGGACUGCGUCAACAACGUGGCCCACGUUGGGCACUGCCACCCUCUCGUGGUCCAGGCAGCGCAUGAGCAGAACCAGGCCCUCAUCACCAACAGCCGCUACCUACACGACAACAUCGUGGACUACGCCCAGAGGCUGGCGCGGACCCUGCCCGAGGCGCUGAGCGUGUUCUUCUUCCUAAACUCGGGGUCAGAAGCCAACGACCUGGCCCUGAGGCUGGCCCGCCAGUACACGGGACACCAGGACGUGGUGGUUUUGGAGCACGCCUAUCAUGGUCACCUGAGCUCCCUGAUUGACAUCAGCCCCUACAAGUUCCAGGACCUGGACGGCCAGAAGGAGUGGGUCCACGUGGCACCUCUCCCAGACGCCUACCGGGGCCUCUACCGAGAAGACCACCCCGACCUAGCGGAGGCCUAUGCCAGCGAGGUGAACCGUGUGGUCAGCAGUGCCCAGGAGAAGGGAAGGAAGUUUGGGGGCAGCCCUGUGUCCUGUGCUGUAGGGUUGGCUGUCCUGGAUGUCUUGGAGAAGGAGCAGCUGCAGGCUCAUGCCAGCUGUGUGGGCGGCUUCCUGAUGGGGCUCCUCCAGCAGCAGCAAGCCAAACACCCCAUCAUUGGGGACGUCAGGGGUGUCGGGCUCUUCAUUGGUGUGGAUCUGAUCAAAGAUGCGGCCACGAGGACACCAGCGACCGAAGAGGCCGACUACUUGGUAUCCAGGCUGAAGGAGAAUUACAUUUUGCUCAGCACUGAUGGCCCUGGGAGGAAUGUCCUAAAGUUUAAGCCUCCGAUGUGCUUCAGCCUGGACAAUGCGCGACAUGUGGCAGCAAAGCUGGAUGCCAUUCUGACAGACAUGGAAAAGACAAUGAGAAGCUGCGAAACACUGAGGCUCCAGGCCUGAACCCACCCUGCCCGGGCAAGCCUCCCCGGGUGAGGGCCCCAUCAGCAGUAUGGCACCUCAGCAAGCGCAAGCUUUGUUUUAAACAUCUGAAUUGUGGGACCAGCAGAGGGCACAAUGUUACGUCGAUGGAUCCCCACAUGGCUGACUGAGGUACACCAAGACUCAAGCAAGAGGACAGCCACAGGGCCACGACACAUCGUGCCCCGCACCACAGUGCAACAUCAACGCCCCCUCUGCCCUGGGCCCCAAGCCACGCGAGAAAGGGCUCAUCCACUCCGAGGGUGGCAACAGCCCCAAGCACAGCCUGAACCCAGGAGUACCAUUGCCAUUCCUGUCCUGCCCCCACUCACUGCCAGCCCACCCGCUGCAGAGGGCCUGAGACCAAAGGACGGCCCAGGCCAGGCAUGGAAAGGCUCCAUGUAGGCAGGGAACAAGACCCAUCUUCAUCCAGGUUCC